Molecule: messenger RNA, 3776 nt
Organism: Elaeis guineensis (African oil palm)
Lineage: Eukaryota; Viridiplantae; Streptophyta; Magnoliopsida; Arecales; Arecaceae
Biological process (GO): protein phosphorylation
Molecular function (GO): receptor serine/threonine kinase binding; protein kinase activity; ATP binding
Source: RefSeq, a predicted model, not a curated record
CGUCGCGAGUACAGCAGGGAACCUGGGCUCUAUAUAAAGCACCGACAACCGGUUGUUUUUCAGGCAACCCCAAAGUGGGAACAUCAAUGGCGGCGAAGUCCAGCUGUCCAUGCACCCCCACUCCUCGCUCCAUCCCCCUUCUCCUCCACGUACUUCCCUUCCUCCUCCUUUCAUCAUCUCUCCUUCCAAGAUCCACGUCCCAAAGUACAUCCCAGGAAGACGAGAAACGAACUCUCCUUAAGAUAAAGGCCGACUGGGGAAACCCUUCCAAUCUCAGCUCCUGGAAUAACUCUGCCGCCAAUUAUUGCAACUGGCCUGGAAUCCGCUGCGCCGAUGGCUUCGUUACUGAGAUAUCCCUUGGAUAUCAAGGACUGGCAGAACCGAUUCCUCCGGCCGUUUGUGACCUCAAAAACCUCUCUUAUCUCGAUCUCUCUUGCAACAAUCUCACCGGACCCUUCCCCACCGCUCUCUACAAAUGCUCCAAUCUCAUGCACUUGGACAUCUCUCAGAACCACUUCGUCGGUGAACUCCCCACCGACAUCGACCGACUGUCGCCCCGUCUCACCUAUCUUUGCCUCUCUGUUAAUAAUUUCAGCGGCAACAUUCCCGCCUCCAUCGCCCGGUUUCCGGCCAUCCAGUCACUGUGGCUGGACAGCAAUCUCUUCAACGGCUCGUUUCCAGCGGAGAUGGGCAACCUCCGUACUCUGGAGACCCUCACCCUCGCGUAUAAUCCCUUCGCCCCUGCGAGAAUUCCUCAAGAAUUUGGCAAUCUAACGAGAUUAUGCUUCCUCUGGAUGACAAAAAUGAAUCUUUUUGGUGAAAUCCCCCAUUCCCUGGGGACAUUGACGGAGCUCGAGCAUUUGGACUUGGCGUGGAAUUCUCUGAAUGGGACAAUUCCCGGCUGGAUCUGGAAAUUGGAGAAGCUAGAGUACCUGUAUCUAUUUGCAAACAAAUUCUCCGGCGAGAUCAAUGGGACGAUCGGAGCCCUGGGCUUGGUCGAGCUUGACGUCUCCAUAAACCAGCUGACAGGGUCCAUACCAGAGGAUAUCGGAAAGCUCAAAAAUCUCUCUAUUCUAUUUAUGUACUACAAUGGCUUAUCUGGAGAGAUCCCAGCCAGCAUCGGACUGCUGCCCAACUUGUAUGACCUCCGGCUCUUUAACAACAGUCUCACGGGAGUUUUGCCGUCAGAAUUGGGGAAGCACUCCGGGCUGUGGAAUCUUGAAGUCCAGUGGAACAGAAUCUCCGGCGAGCUGCCCCAGCAUCUCUGCGCCGGCAUGAAUCUGACCUCGGUGAACGUCUUCGACAACAAGUUCACCGGUCAGGUGCCAGCCUCUCUCGGGGAUUGCUCGACGCUAAAUAACAUUCAGCUCUACAGGAAUGGAUUCUCCGGCGACUUCCCCUCUGGAAUCUGGUCGGCUACUUACCUGACCACCGUCAUCAUCCACGACAACUCCCUUUCCGGCACUCUUCCUGACGAGCUCCUGUGCAAUCUAACACGGUUAGAGAUGGAAAACAAUAGAUUCUCCGGCAAGAUUCCGUCGUUGGCGAAGAAUCUGUUGGUGUUCAAGGCGGGCAACAAUUUGUUCUCCGGCGAGAUCUCGGCGACACUAGCGGGCAUGUCCCGGCUCCAGAUCCUCUCUCUUGGUGGUAACCAGAUCUCGGGCUUGAUCCCGUCGGCGGUCUCGAUGUUGACGUCCCUCGCCACUCUUGACCUCAGAGACAACCGGCUCUCCGGCGAUAUCCCGGCAGCGCUAGGAUACCUCCCGAGUCUGACAUCCCUCGACCUGUCCGGCAACCAGCUCUUCGGCACGAUCCCGCCGGCUAUCGGCAACCUCGAGCUCACCUUCCUCAACCUCUCCUCCAACCAACUUUCUGGCGAGAUUCCGAGCUCGCUUCAGAACCAAGCCGACGAGCUUAGUUUUCUAGCAAAUCCCGGCCUCUGCUCGUCCACCAACUCCAUCAAGAAUCUCCCCACGUGUGUAUACCAAUCGGGCGGCUCGAAUAAGCUCUCAAGGGGACUCGUCGUCCUCCUGCUCCUUGGUACGGUCUUCUUCCUCGCCACGGUCGCGAUCGGUUUCCUGAUGGUGAUGGAACACCGCCGAAGGAGGAUGGACGGUGACGAUCUCGCCUUUUGGAACCUCACGUCGUUCCACGCUCUAGAUUUCACGGAGCACGACAUCGUCCGCGGGCUCACCGAAAGCAAUUCCAUCGGGAGCGGUGGAUCGGGAAAGGUCUAUCGGAUCGUUCCCGGCGAUCGUGCCGGGGAGAUCGUGGCCGUUAAAAAGAUUUGGAAUAGCAGAAAACUCGACUCCAAGCUGGAAAAGGAGUUCCAGGCGGAAGUGGAAAUCCUGGGUUCCAUUCGGCAUGCCAAUAUUGUGAAGCUUUUGUGCUGCAUCACAAAAGGCGACUCCAAGUUGCUGGUGUACGAGUACAUGGAGAACGGGAGCCUGGAUCAGUGGCUGCACAAGGCGCAGAGAAGAGAUACUGGUUCGGGCCGUUCUAAUCCAUUGGAUUGGCCAACGAGGCUGGGGAUUGCCAUCGGAGCGGCACGGGGGCUCAGCUACAUGCAUCACGAUUGCUCUCCACCGAUCAUGCAUCGAGAUGUGAAGUCCAGCAACAUACUAUUGAAUUCAGAAUUUGGUGCCAAGAUUGCAGAUUUUGGUCUGGCUCGGAUGCUGGUUAAAGUCGGCGAGCCCAAAAUUGUCUCAACUAUAGCAGGCUCUUUCGGAUAUAUGGCUCCAGAGUGCGGAUAUCUUUGGAAGGUCGACGAGAAAGUGGAUGUAUUCAGUUUUGGAGUGGUUCUUUUGGAGCUGGUAACAGGAAGGGGAGCCAAUGAUGGGGGCGAGCAUGGAUGCCUGGCUGAUUGGGCAUGGCACCGCUACCAGGAGGGUGGCAGGGUGAUUGAUAUCAUAGACGAGGAGAUUCAAAAUCCCCUGCUUUACUUGGAUGAGAUGGAGGUAGUCUUCAUGCUAGGGCUAUUCUGCACACGAAAAACGCCUUCAGACAGGCCUUCAAUUAAAGAGGUAUCACAAGUCCUAACAAAGUGCGACCAAAGGCGAGGGCCUCCAAAUAGACUGCACCGUGAGUUUGAUGCACCUCCCCUUCUACAAACCAAAAAGGAUAGUCAGCGGGAAAGCUUGUCAGAUGCCGAUGAAGCAGAAGGCCACAAUUAUUUGGCAGGUCUACUUUAGAUGUGUUGCUGCCUCUAUUGUUUUGCAUCAGCAUCUAACAAUCCAGAUCCUCUUGCUUGGCAGCGCACUAAUUGAAGAGAUCCACUUCAUAUGUAUCACGGGCCAUCUGCAUUUUGCAACAGUUGGUGAGGCAUAUUGAUACCCCUUGUUGGGGUAGAUCCUUAUCACUUAGCCGACUAAUUCUUUUUCUCACUUCUCAACCGACUAAGUGCGUAAUGAUUGACUCUUUUUUGUCUCCGCACCGGAUUAGUUACUAUGAUUCAAUCCGAUUUGGAUCGAUGAGUCUGGACCUAAUGGGCAUCCGACCGAUUAAGAUCGACGGGACUUGACCACCAACUAAAGGCAACGGAUCUGAUCAAGUUGGUAUUUGACCGACAUGAUUUGACAUGCAACUUACGAUUAACUGGUGAUAUUCGGUAUAUAGCCGACUAUUUUCUCAAUGCCAUGCCAACUACUUGAAUCUCGUAAUUCAAAAAUCGAUGAUGGUUAUUCGACAUGGGCAUUAACUACAAACGAAUGUGAAGUGCGAUAGUCGUUCAUGAGCGAUCCAUUAUUCGAUCUUAAUAGCAGUUAAUGAGAUAAUCA